CGAGAUUCCUGCGCUCUGCAACCUUUCUGCUCAACCAGCCUGUCCUCGCGCUGUGCAACUUCCUGAGCAUUGAACCUAAGCAGUCCAUCCAUAAUCUCGAUAUUUCGUACAGCUUUUCGAAAGACAUAUCAGCUUCAUCCUUCAAGAUGGUUACCUCUAUUCCCGCUGGCGUCUAUGGACGUCGCAUCCCAGCUGGAGGCAUUCCCAUUCUCGCGGCUAUCGAUCCCUCUGCGGCUUUCCGCAUCACCAUGGCGGCCAUUGACCCCGAUGAGGAGCCCCAGAUCGAUGAGAACCACAAAGUCCCUCGCGCUACCCUGAAGCUCAUCCGCGUGCCCAUGGACUUCGAGGACAGCGAUGACGACGAUGAGGACUACGAUGAGGAAGAUAUUGAGGCUAUUGCUGCCCGUCUGCGCGAGGCUGGCGCUCUUCCCGAGGCCGACUCCGACCUGUCCGACGAGGAUGACAGCGAGGACGAGAAGAACGGUGGCCCAAGCGACCCCGUCAAGUCGAAGAAGGCCAAGCAGGCCGCGCUCACCAAGAAGCUGCAGCAGGACCUCGAGGCUGACGAGAUGGAGAUCGACAGCAGCCUGACCAACGGUGUCAAGGGCAAGGGCAAGAUCACCGCCGACGACCUCAGUGAAGAGGAUGACGACGAGGAUGAGGAUGAUGAUGACGAGGAUGAUGAGCCUGAGGAGCUUGUUCUUUGCACCCUGGACCCAGAGAGGCACUACCAGCAACCCCUCGACAUCACUGUUCGUGAGGGCGAGGAGGUCUACCUUAUGGUCAGCGGUACCCAUGAUGUCUUCGUCACUGGUAACUACAUCGCAUUCCCCGAUGAGGAUAGCGAGGAUGAGGAGGACGGCCUCGAUGGCCUCGAUUACGACCUCUCGCCCGAUGAGGAUGAGCUUGACAUGGACGACAUUGAUGAGUCUGAGGAUGAUGAGCUUGAUGGUCUGCAAGAUCCCAGGGUCACUGAGGUUGACUCCGAGGAGGAGGCACCCAAGCUUGUUGAGGGCAGCAAGAAGGGCAAGAAGCGUCCUGCCGAGUCCGAGGAUGAUGCUACCCUCGAUGACCUGAUCAGCAAGACCAACGGCGAUGCCAAGCUCAGCAAGAAGCAGGCCAAGAAGCUGAAGAAGAACGAUGGCCAGGCAACCGCUGGUACCGCCGAGUCAGCAAAGAAGGCCGAGAAGGCUACUGAGCCCAGCAGCGACAAGAAGAAGGUUCAGUUCGCCAAGAACCUUGAGCAGGGCCCCACUGGCUCGCCCAAGGUCGAGGCGCCCAAGGCAGAGGCAAAGAAGGAGGCGGCUCCCAAGGGCCCACGAGUUGUCGGCGGUGUCACCAUCGAUGACAAGAAGGAGGGCAAGGGCAAGGCUGCCAAGAAGGGUGACCGCAUCGAGAUGCGUUACAUUGGCAAGUUAAAGAACGGAAAGGUCUUUGACUCCAACAAGAAAGGCAAGCCAUUCGCCUUCAAGCUCGGUGUCGGCCAAGUCAUCAAGGGCUGGGAUGUCGGUGUCGCUGGUAUGACUGCUGGCGGAGAGCGCCGCCUUACCAUUCCCGCGGCCCUCGCAUAUGGCAAGAAGGGAUCUCCCCCGGAAAUUCCUGCCAACUCUGACUUGAUCUUCGACAUCAAGUGCAUCUCCAUCGGUUAGAAAGGUGUUCGACUGUAUUUGUCCGAUUGUACGCGUACAGGGCCCACUUCCCUCAAGUACGAUGCCGGGAUCCGACUCCACUCCUGCGCAGUAGGCUCGCGCGGGACUCCACCUGCCUGCGUGCGUUCGCGCUUCUCUCGUAUAUUUCCGUCGUCUGAUUUUCCUGCAUAGCGCGAUGAGUGAGAUAUCCGACUUGCAUACUCUGGGAUUUUGUUAGAUGACUGCAGGGAGGACGGAUUUCUCACCCCCUACGCGACAUGUUUUCCCAUGUCAACGGCAUGUGGCUGUGAUAUAGCAAGGCGAUUGCCAACAUAGGCACCAGUUCGCUGAGGACGCUAUUUCGAAAAGUUAUGGAGUUUAGGUUUCGAUCUAUGUAGUCUAUCAAUGUUUUAGUCGUAUUACCCC
Molecule: messenger RNA, 2054 nt
Organism: Cucurbitaria berberidis CBS 394.84
Lineage: Eukaryota; Fungi; Ascomycota; Dothideomycetes; Pleosporales; Cucurbitariaceae
Exons: 4
Coding region: 147-1649 (500 amino acids)
Cellular component (GO): nucleolus; chromatin
Molecular function (GO): macrolide binding; peptidyl-prolyl cis-trans isomerase activity
Source: RefSeq, a predicted model, not a curated record